This is a messenger RNA of Somion occarium, 1774 nucleotides long. The record is from the annotation of a GenBank genome assembly. Lineage: Eukaryota; Fungi; Basidiomycota; Agaricomycetes; Polyporales; Cerrenaceae.
AUUUCGCAAGCUGUUCAAACGUUCAAACGUUCAUGUCGGAAACAGAGCCGGGCUGACUCUGCAUACUAAGUGGCCGGCUCAGCCUUGCCGCCGUCAUUGAGUGCUGUUGCUUCGACGCGAGAGGCUUUUAGCGCUAGCGCCGACUACCUUCCGCUCGGUCUGCUAGCCUAAGGCUGUCUGCUUUCUUUCUUUCUCUCUCUCUUCCACUUUCAGCCCUUGAGGCACCCCAUCCCUAGCCUGGUCCACUACCGAUGGCGGCAUACCCACGACUGGACCCUUACCUAAAGCCCAGACAUGAUCAGGGCGUAGAUGCAAAGAUUGUCAUAAUGGGCAACACUGGUGUGGGCAAGACCAGUUUGCUGCAACGAUAUACCCAAAAUAAGUUCGAUCCCAAGAACACAACCUCCACGACCGGCGCAUUGUUUGUAACAAAGAAGGUGUAUGUAAAUGGAAUCAGAGUGCGUCUACAGCUUUGGGAUACCGCAGGACAAGAACGAUUCCGUAGUAUGGCACCCAUGUACUAUCGCAACGCCAAUGCUGCAUUACUAUUGUAUGAUAUUACAAAUGCGUCUACCUUUGAGGAUGUGCGUGGGUGGUUGGAGGAACUUAAGAGGAACUGUUCAGAAGACUUGAUCAUUUUCAUAGUUGGAGCCAAGUCUGACUUGCAAAGCCAUCGACAAAUUACCCCAGAUUUGGCUCGUCUUUCUUUGAACAACUGGUUUCCUCCUCCGCGUCCCCCAAGUCCCCCUACACCACCUCCGCCUCCGCCUUCAACCUUCUCUUACAUGCGACCUCGCUUCACGUCCUUCACUAGCAUUCGUUCUGUACCCCUUCUUUCUCAGCCUCCGAAAUCAAACAUAUCGCCUGAUAGUAGCAACGAGUCUCGUUCAUCUGGUUUGUCACGAGCUACAACGACACCUCACUACACUCGUCCAAGAGCAAAAAGCGGCAGUCUUCUCGUUUCAAGCGACGCACAUGGGACAUCCCAAUCUCGACUAGGCUCACGUCUAGGCUGCAAUCCAGUCGGAUACAAUCAAGUAACGGAUUCCAGUAGCAAUAGCCAGCUGGAUGACGACGACGAAUUCGACGACAUGUUCGGGCACGAUGACUGCCAGUCAUGGGGACUUGGAAAAGGCAUGGAGCUCUUCGAGGUCUCUGCGAAACAUGAUAGCGGUAGGUUUUGCGAUACUCUGUAUUCCAUAGAUGCAUCGUUCACGCUUCUCUUGACCCUUAGGCAUAGCAGACCUCUUCAAUAAGCUUAUAGCAGCUAUCAUUGCUAGAAAGGACGACAUCGAACGCCAGAACGAACUCAAGAGACGCGACAGCGUAUUCUUGUCUGGGGUCACACCCGCUUGGGCUGCACAAGCUGAUGAAGAAGAAGCCCGAGAGAAAGCUCGGAUGGCCCGAGGAUCAUGGAGCUGCUGCCAGACAUAGUGCGCAGGACGCCAUGUUCUGCCGACAACCAUUUUAUUCCUCUCUAUUCAUAUCCUUUAUUGAUAUUUCAUCAGAUUUUCUCUCGUCUUUCAUACGCACUCAUCUCUGUUUUCUGCACCUACGUUCUCUCCUCCCGUCUGUCGUAUCUCAUGCCCUCGUGAUGAUUUCUUGCAUGUCUCUUUCCCCCUUCCUUUAUGAUGUCUUUGUUCUAUCGUAUUCUUGUCACGCUCACCACGGAUUCUUUUGCAUACCACAUAUUAGCCUAUGUUUGUCACUUCACUCUGUUGAAUUAUAUCCCCCCUGGUAUCCAUAGGUUCUACUAUACACUAUGUUCACAUUC